Rhizophagus irregularis DAOM 181602=DAOM 197198 is the source of this 1926-nucleotide messenger RNA. RefSeq lists its product as uncharacterized. Lineage: Eukaryota; Fungi; Glomeromycota; Glomeromycetes; Glomerales; Glomeraceae. The record is from RefSeq and is a predicted model, not a curated record.
AAAAAAAAAAUUUUUUUUCUUUUCUUUCUUCAUCGAUAUUUCGAUACCUCAUCAUAAAAAUGUCACCAUCAUCAUCGUCGUCAUCAAUAACAUCAUCAUCAUCAUCAACAAUUAAAUCAUCAUCAUCAUUACCUUAUCUAUGUUUACGAGAAAUAUUCGAAUUCGCAUUACAAAGUAAAUCAGGAUUACUUUUCUCAUGUAUUUUAGUUUGUAAAUUUUGGAAUGAAUUGGCAAUUCCAAUUUUAUGGAGGGAUCCAUUUUAUAAUCUUCAUAAUCAUAAAAAAAUAACACAUCUUUUAGAUGUUUAUCUUUUUAAUUUUACUUUAAAAGAAUUAAAAAAUUCAAAUUUACCAACAAAAUUAAUUGAAGAUUAUAAUAAUAAAAAAAGUUCAAAAUAUAAUUAUGCGGAAUUUUUACGUAGAUUAAAUCUUACACAAAUUCGAACUGCGACAUCAUUUUGGAUAAAAAAUAAAAAAUAUAAAGAUAUUUAUAAAGAUAUUAUUAAUCCAAAAGAUUGUCAAAUAUUUCAAUCAUUUUGUAAUCAUUUUAUUAAACAUUCUAAAAAUAUUAAAUAUAUAGAAUUUGAACCUGAAUAUAAUUCUUUAUUUGAUUUUAAUUUAUUUGAAUUACCAGGAGCUGAAAUUAGUCUUACUAAUUUAAGUAAAUUUUCAUGUUAUGGGGAACCUUAUAAUAUAAAUUUAUAUGAAAGUGCAUCAAAAAUUUCAACAAAAAUUCAAGAUUUAAAAAUCAUAUUAUUUUAUGGAUGUCCAAUUAAUCCUUCAACUUUAAUUAAUAUAUCAAAUUUUAUAAGAUCACAACAUCAAAUUAAAGAAUUCUUUAUAGAUAAUAGAAUUGGAUGUGAUUGUUGUACACAUGAUCUUUCUUUAGCAUUAGAUUUAACAAUAAUUUUUAAAUCUUUAAAUACUCAAAUAUCAACUUUAUCACGUAUAAAUUUUAUUUCAAUAGAUUUUCAUAAUAAAUUUCCUUUUGAUCAAUUAUCAAAAUGUGAAAAUCUUUUAGAAUUAAAUAUUAAAGGAUGUUGGAAUUUUGGAGAUAUUAAUUUAAUAGAUUUAAAUUAUAAUUAUAAUAAUUCAUCAUUUAAGAAUUUAUCAGAUUUACAAAUUAUUAAAAGUUCAAUACCUGAAAUAUUAAUAAAAAUUUUAUUAAUACAAUCAGGAAAAUCAUUAAAAAAUUUAAAAUUUGAACAAACUUAUUUAGAAGAAAUAUUUACAGAAAUUCUUAUUUAUUGUAUAGAAAAUAAUCCAAAUUUAGUAAAUGUUUUAAUUUAUAUAGAUUCUAAAGAAAUUCAAUAUUUACCAAAAUUUUUAAGAUCUUCAACAAAACUUAAUAAACUUGAAAUUUGGGAUAAAAGUAUGAGAAGAAAAGAAAUGGAAUUACUUGAAAUUAUUAAUUUAGAUGAUGAAUUAUUUUCUGAUAUAGGAGAAUCUUUACCUAUUAAGUUAAAAGAUUUAACCAUUAAUAUGAAAUGGAAUUUUAGUAUUAAAUCUUUUGAAAAUUUUAUAAAAAAUUGUAAAGCUCCAUUAGAUAUAUUAAGUUUUGAAUUUUGUGAAUGUUUUGAUAAUGAUUAUUUUGAUAUUCUUAUAAAGAAUUUAAAAAGAUCAUUAAAAAAAUUAAAUAUUAGAUAUUGUAAAGCAAAAUUAAAUUCAGAAAUUCGUAAGAAAAAUGAAUAUUUAAUUCAACAAAUUGAUUCAUGACUGGGAAUUGGUUGGGAAUUGAGGAUCGGGGAUCGGGGAUCGGGGAUUGAAGAUUGAGGAGGCAUACUGUAGAGAGUGAUUAGCAUUAUCUGUUAUUAGUAUUGGUGCUUAUUAGUAUUAUUAACAAAAUAAAAAAUUAUUAUUAUUAUUAUUAUUAGCAUUAUUGUGUUAAUAAACUUAAUAAAUUUUUUUAUUAAUUUCAUUAAUGUGU